Messenger RNA from Tachyglossus aculeatus (Australian echidna), 291 nucleotides. RefSeq names its product normal mucosa of esophagus-specific gene 1 protein-like. The transcript has 5 exons. Lineage: Eukaryota; Metazoa; Chordata; Mammalia; Monotremata; Tachyglossidae. The record is from RefSeq and is a predicted model, not a curated record. Bases 1 to 273 code for a protein of 90 amino acids.
AUGGUUCGUGAGCUGGCCACCAUAGGCAUUUUCCAAAUCCUGAUGAAGAAGAAAGAGCUCAUCCCGCUGGCCACCAUCGUCACCAUCGCCGGGUUGGGAGCCAUCUGCGUGUCCGUGUACUCUCUCUUCAAGACGGCCGUCAUCCUCAACAGGUCCAGAAAUCCAGAGCCAUGGGAGAACGUGGAUCCUACCCAGCCUCAAAAGUUACUCUCGAUUAACCAGCAGUGGAAACCCAUCGAGGAACUGCAGAAGGUGAGAAGGCUGACCAAGUGACCAAGAGACCGAGCCACC